UGAGGCGGAGGAGGCCCGGGAGCGCCGCCGAGCCAUGUCCAUGGACUAGCCGAGGCAGCGCAGGGAUCCCCGAGUACGCCGGCCGCUGCCUCGCCCUCCUCCCAACUUGGCGAAACUUGGCGAGCAGGCUGCUGCCCCCGCAAAGAAACUUCCUGGCUGGGGUUGAAGAGGAGCUGUGGAUGUGUCUGAACCAAGGAGGGACUGUCUGCUUCCAGGUGGAGGCGAAGCCUGGCAUGGGGAGCCUUCUACGCUGUGCUAUAGAAGAUGCACUAUUACCGAUAUUCUAGUGCAGAAGUCAGCUGUUGGUACAAAUACCUGCUCUUCAGCUACAACAUUAUCUUCUGGCUAGCUGGGGUGGCCUUCCUUGCGGCUGGACUGUGGGCGUGGAGUGAAAAGGGUGUGUUGUCUGAUCUGACGAAAGUGACUGGUCUUCAUGGUCUGGACCCAGUGGUGCUUGUCUUAAUGGUGGGAAUAGUGAUGUUUACUUUGGGAUUUGCUGGUUGUGUUGGAGCACUGAGGGAAAACAUCUGCCUUCUGAAGUUUUUCUGUGGAACAAUUGUGUUUAUAUUCCUGCUGGAGCUGGCAGUUGCAGUUCUGGCUUUUCUGUUCCAGGACUGGGUGAGGGACAGGGUCAAGGAAUUCUUUGAGAACAACAUUAAAUCCUAUCGAGACGAUAUUGACCUCCAGAACCUCAUUGAUUCACUACAGAAAAUCAACCAUUGCUGUGGUGCCCAAGGUCCAGAGGAUUGGGACUUCAACAUAUACUUUAAUUGCAGCAGUGAAAGCAAAAGUCGUGAGAAGUGUGGUGUUCCUUUUUCCUGUUGUAUACCUGAUCCUGCUCAAAAAGUCGUGAAUACACAGUGUGGCUAUGAUGUCAGAAAGAAGAACAAGAAUCAAUGGGAUGAUCAGAUUUUUGUCAAGGGAUGUAUUGUUGCUCUUGAAGCUUGGUUACCCCAAAAUAUCUACAUUGUUGCAGGUGUCUUCAUUGCUAUCUCACUGCUGCAGAUUUUUGGGAUUUUCCUAGCCAGGACAUUGAUUUCUGAUAUUGAAGCUGUAAAAGCAAGUAAUGCCUUCUGAAUCUAAAAGCAGACGUGUGUUGCAAAAAAGUAUGUUUUACCGUUAUUGGCAGGACACCAAGGUGGAAGAAACGCACAGACCAUGAAAUACACCUGUUAUUAAAAGCCUUAUGUGGAUUUUACCCCUUCAUGCUUUUUGUUAGAAGCUGACCAAAAAAUCAUCUCUGCAUGCACACACCUGCCUACCUUUUUUCUAACGAGACAACUUGGUGCACCAGCAUUGAUCUCUGAGGAAGAAAGGAAGAAAUGGAAUUUCCCAAGACAUUGGCGGAGCACAUUUUAAAGAUCGUGGCAAGGAGACAUGAAACUGCUGUUAACUCUUUCCUUGAAGGAUUACAGUGAAGAUUGUUCUGUUUUCCCUCCAAGCUGGCAUCAAUCUCAAAAUGUAAUAUUUUCAGAAGGCAUUCUGAUUUCUUCAGAAUCUUGAAAUUAUUUUAGUCUCUACAGUAGACUCAUGCAGUCAUUUUUGGCAAGAUAUCAAGAAACCAUCAUCAUCAUGGUGUUAGAAAUGCAAGCCUUUUCUUAAGAGGGGAAAAAUCUGACUUUAUAUAGCAUUAUAUGUUAAAAAUCUCAGUUUCAGGCAAGAGGGUGUGAAUCCCUGAUGCUGUUUCCUGUCUGAAAAAAAUGUAAAUAUUCUUUAUUUAUAGAAGAAAAAAAACUUUUAAAAUGCUGAGCUUUUUAUUGAUCUGUUAUAUCUUUUAAAAGUGCUGUCUGGAGAAAUCUCAAAAUGCAGCUGGUUUCAGUAGGUAGCAAGCAUGCUAUGCUAGCUGUUGAUGAUUUUUGCCUUUCCUCUAGUUUAUCUCAUAACUCUUAUAUUGAUCUUCACAAGUCCUAACUGCUAACACCAGAACUGAUGAAAAACAUUUAAAUUUCCUACUGAAAUCUGUCUUUAAUGAGGAAAGCACAUUUAGUAAAAGAGUUGUUGAGUUUUUAAGUCUUCUGGAAAGCUAUCGAAUCAUCAGUUCUGAUUGUAUUCUGAUGCGUGGUUCAAAUGCCAGUCGCAAUAUGGUGAACCAGAACGAUUUCUUCACAGUAAUUUUCUGCAUCAAACUGAACUAUUUCUGCUGAAGUUAAGUUUUUGGGUCUUUUUUUUAAGAGAAGAAAACUAAACUCUCUUCUCCCUGUUCUCUCUUCUUUGGGCUUCGGUAGAUGGAUCUGUAGUUCAGUAACAGUUCCAGUUUUCUCUAAAAGACUUUGGCAUAGUAUUUUUAGCUUUAAGAUAGAAGUAUUGACUGAGAAUUUCUUGGAAGUAGCUGUCAGUUUUACUGUGGGCCAUAUAACUAACAUUGUUUACUGCUUCCAGUGACACCAAUUUUUUCAGGGAGAGCAGGUUUAUUUACAGUGCCUAACAUAGUGUAAAUUUUAGAAAAGUAUAUAUUUUUAUAAUUGUAUUUUACUACAUGUAGUCUGCCUGAAGGAUUUAAUACUUGUAUUUCCAAAGUAUAAUGGCUCUCUUUAGAAGCCAAACUUUUAAAUAUCUUAUCUAAUGUCCUUUUUUCUAUUAUGCAUGUAUUAACAAUCAUUUCACUGGCAAAAUCUGAUCAACAGUAAGAGUCUUUGUAUUGGUUGUCCGGACAUCUUACUAGCUUUUAAUCUGUGAAGCGCUUCAUAGACAAUGCUGUAAUUCUCAUGUGUACUUCAGUUUGGCUUCCAUAGUUCUAUUUCUGGCCGGUGGCUGAGACACAACAGGAAAAGGAAGCCUGUCUAAGGACGGCUGAUUUCAUUAUGGUGGCAGAGAACAGUCUGUCACUCGUCUGAAAAACCUGAAAGUAAAAUUGCUAGAAGUGCAACAUGGAUUUUUUUUUUUUUUUUCCUAAGCUUUGGUAUACAACAAGGAAACAGCAGCAGUAAAUUGCUGAGGGGAGAGCAAGAGGCAUUUCUUCUGUAGAGUCUUGAAUUUUAAGUCUGUGUUACCUAUUUGUUUAAUCUAGUCCAUUAGAAGCAGCCAAAAACUUGCUGCUGUUACUGCUGCUUUGCAAGCAGCAGUGUCCAGCAACCUUUGCUUUAAACUCUGGUGCUUGAAACUUUACAACACCUCGUCAACCAACUCACUCUGUUAAGGUUAUGUGUAAUAAUCUGAUGUAUGUAAAAUUGGAGAAGGAUGCUUUCCAUUUGUAACUUUUUAUUCUUAAAAUAUUGCAUUGAAAACUGUGUCUAAGGAGUAUAUUUCCUUUUGCCACUUUUUGAUGCAGAAAGCUCCUAAUGCUGGGAAGUAAUUUCAGCAGUUGGUGAAAAUCAUCAUGGUGUCAAAGAGAUCUGCAGAGUUCAUACACUGAAAUUAGCUGCUGGCAAGAGCCAGUGUCACAAAUCAGGAGUCCAGUGUCUGCAAAUCUUGCCAAUUUGCCUGAAGACAAAUGAAUACUUGGUUUCUUUUUGAAGUACUGUUCAUAAGCAAAGUGGUGUCUUUCCACAGUUUGUUCUUAUUGGCUUUGGCCGUAUUAAUACCAGCUUUGUAUCAAUGCUCCAGUUAUUUGGAACUGAAUGCAAGAGAGCAAGUUCAACCUAAUUGAGGAUCUUUACAUUCACGGAGUGAUUUAUUUUCACUGAGGAUAAACUUCUCCGUGCAUAUUCAGUAUCACUUUUAAAACCCUGGGGCUCCAGGCUGGUUUACUUCUAGACGUUGCGAAGUGCUGUCCCCCCAUUGCUGGCACACGUGGCUUGUGUAAUUUCAGACUUGGAAUGGGAAUACUUAGUUGUAUUUAGCACCUUCUCUGAGGACCUGCAGCGACUCCAUAGCUAACGAUUUAGGUUACGGUUUAAAGUUUUGUCAGCGAAAGCAGUUGGGUGUGAGACUGCUGCUGAAGCCUUGAAGGAGGAGCAAUUCAAUGAUCUCACCAAGAGAGGUUUGAUAAAUUGUUGAGACUCCAGUGGUUGCAUUUGGAACAUCUCCACAAACACUACAAUGGAAACAAGUUUUUUAAUGAAGAUACAAGAUCAGACUUGAAUAACUAGACUGAGAGAAGGAAACUUUUCAGUGUGAUCACUUAUCUUUCUCAGAAAUGAGCACAAUGUAUUUCUGUGAAGCAAUGUAUUUAUUUGUCGGUAUGUUUGACAGUGCAACUGCCCUUUUGUUUCUAUUAAUAUACCUGCAUUUGCACAGUUUCCCUGUAUGUGAAGAAGAUGAAUAUAAGCACUGACAAAGUGCAGAGACCAAAGGAGAAUCAGUCGCUUCCUGAAAACCUGAAUAUUUCUUCCCAAGAGGUCUUUAGUUUUGGUGACCCUCAUAUGGUGCCAUAUGGAUAGACAUGUACCUCCAGUCCUUUGAGGAGGUUGAUGUGGCAAUUGGUUUAUACAUAGAAUUGCUUUGGUUUUUGUCUCCCCAUUCCAUCCUUGUCUCUUCCUUCCCCCUGCCACCUGUGGAUUAUCAUGCAGCUUGAACAUUGUUUAGCCAGUGGAAGAGGAGGUUCUGUCUCCUGAGAUGGCUUUUCUGAGUGACUUUCAGUAUAUUUUUUUUUUUUUCUCAAGCCUUAAAUUUGAUUAAAUAAAAUUUAAUGUUUUGUA
This is a messenger RNA of Columba livia (rock pigeon), 4577 nucleotides long. RefSeq names its product tetraspanin 14 (gene TSPAN14). Bases 265 to 1077 code for a protein of 270 amino acids. Gene Ontology annotation, cellular component: plasma membrane. The transcript has 10 exons. Lineage: Eukaryota; Metazoa; Chordata; Aves; Columbiformes; Columbidae. The record is from RefSeq and is a predicted model, not a curated record.